This is a messenger RNA of Closterium sp. Naga37s-1, 1203 nucleotides long. The record is from the annotation of a GenBank genome assembly. NCBI's taxonomy places the organism in Eukaryota, Viridiplantae, Streptophyta, Zygnematophyceae, Desmidiales, Closteriaceae.
AUGCUCGGCCGGCCCGUCAGCCUCGCCGCCUGCGCAGCUCCCCUCACAUCCGCCAAUAACGCUCCCGCCAUUGCCGUCCGCUGCGCCGCUAAAGACGGGAAGGCGGCCGCAGAGCCCAAAAGCGCCUCCCACGGCCACACUGGGCCGCGCGUCGUCAAUCGGCGGCUGAUCCUCGGAGGACUGGCGGCGGGAAUGGCUGCGGUCGUGGGCUGUCCCAUCUGUGACUCUAACGGGGGAUCCUCUAUCGGAGCCGCAUUGGCCGCCGAUUCGAGCAAGGACGUUUCCGGGCCGAUGGAGUGGGGCGAGCUGUGCUCGGCGGGCGACGCGGCGCAGUCCGCAACCGGCGGUCCGCUGAACGCGGUGUCAAAGCUGACGAGAGACAACAGCCUCGGCAAUAUCACAUUCGCGUAUAAGAACGCCGACGCGUCUCGUGCCAUGCGCUCAUUCUCCUCGCUGCUCUCUAUCCCUCUCACCCGUCCUUUCUCCUCCUCUCAACCCCUCACCCCCCCUCACUUUCCCCCUCAUUCCCCCUCUCUCCCCCGUCCUCUCCCAUUUUCACUCCCGUUUUCCUCUCGCCCCCUUCUCAUCCGCUUCUGCCGCCCGCAGGUGAACUUCCCGGGCGGCAGCAACACGUGCGCGGUGGGCGGGCGGCAGCUGCAGCUGCUACAGUACCACUUCCACGCGCCCAGCGAGCACUCGUUCAACGGCGUGCGCUGCCCCAUGGAGGCGCACCUCGUGCACCGCGAUGCUGACGGCAAGCUGGCAGUCAUUGGAGUGAUGAUAGAGGCGGACCCGCGGGCCCCACGCAACCUGUGCCUGGAGGCGGCUCUGGCGUUUGCGCCGGGGGAGAAGAACAAGCAGAUUGCCUCCCCUCAGGAGUGUUUGGAGGUGGCGGUGGUGGGCAGGGGGGGUGCCCGCUCCGCGCUGCAGCAGUGCCUCCGCGUGCAGACCAGCCCGCAGCCGCUGCUGCCAGCCCUUGACAGACCCGACGCCUCACACGCGUACAUCCACUACCAGGGCUCCCUGGCCGACCCUGCCUGCUCGGACGUGGUCGACUGGUUUGUGCUCGCUACCCCUCUCAAGGUGCCCGACAGCCAGGUGUUGGAGUUUCUGAGCUUCGUGGGCGACCGCCGCACCCUCGCCUUCAACUCCCGCCCUCGCCAGGACCUGGGCCCGCGCCGACUCGCUGUGGGGCCCGCCUAA